Molecule: messenger RNA, 9570 nt
Organism: Calypte anna (Anna's hummingbird)
Lineage: Eukaryota; Metazoa; Chordata; Aves; Apodiformes; Trochilidae
Product: vascular endothelial growth factor receptor kdr-like
Exons: 30
Coding region: 816-4766 (1316 amino acids)
Biological process (GO): multicellular organism development; vascular endothelial growth factor receptor signaling pathway; positive regulation of kinase activity
Cellular component (GO): plasma membrane; signaling receptor complex
Molecular function (GO): vascular endothelial growth factor receptor activity; ATP binding
Source: RefSeq, a predicted model, not a curated record
AACGAAAGCAAACCAAACCCAGAAGGGUGGGGGAAACAAAAAAAAAAGCGGAGAGAAACACCACCUAGGGCGGGCUCUGGCCAUGCCCAAGCCCUGCAGCUCGCCGGCCGCUUGCCCCGGGCGCUGCGGGGUGGCCCCCGGCAGGUAGCCAGGCUGGAGGACGCGGGAGCUCCCUCUCGUUCUGCCUUCCACAACUGCCUGAAGUUGAGAGGUUUGGUUUUGGUGGGGUUUUUUUUCCCCUUCUUCCUCCUCAUCUCCGCAGCACCUGCACCUCCCCGGAUAAAUCCAUCUUAGAGAAGGUUUUUUGUCAGUUCAGCCACCUCAUCCCGAACUGCAGGCAAAAGAACUUCUCGGAGCAGCGGCUCACCGGCUGGAGGAAACUUUUCGUCAAACUUUUCUGGUGCUUUUGCUCUGCUCUUUUUUUUUAACCCCUUGAGUUACUUGGCAGCACCCAGACGGACUGGGGAGCCUGCUCUUUUCAGGCAGAGUAACACUCCCCCUCGGGCAUCCCAUGAAUUAGAAAAGCAGGCGGAGAAGAGGAAUAAAGUUAUUAAAGGGAGGGAGGGGAAACUUAAAAACUUGCACUUUGAGAAGAAGUGAAGGAAAAACCAAAAUCCUCAGCCCAAGGAUGAAGCGGUGAAUGGAAAGAACAAUUUAACUGGAAUCAACAAGUGGGAACUUUUGCACGCCUUGUUCUUCCCCUCCCUUCCCGCUUGCAGAAACUUCGCUGCUGGCAAGAAAAUUUAACUCCCUUUUUGCGGACCUCUCCUCCUCGUGCCUCACAAAGGGAUAUUACCGGUCACCUGCAACACACCAUGGUCCCCAGGCCCAGCGCUGCCCUGGCCGUCUAUGCCCUUCAGGGGCUUUUUCUGCUCCACGGUCUUGCUGAGGAAGAAUUUUUUGAGAAAGCAACACUAAGCACUGCAAAAGACCAGAUUGUCAUCUUACCAGGAGACACCCUGAAAAUAAAAUGCAGGGGAGCACCUUCUGUAAGCUGGCUUUUGAGGGGGAACCUGAAGGAAGACCCCCGGGUGCACAUAAGCAAUUGUUCCAAUAACACAAGGCAAAGCUGCAGCAUGCUUGUCAUCAGGAAAGUCAUAGCUAAUGACACUGGUUACUUCACCUGCAUUCACAAUGACUUUCCAGAUAAUGAGGAUCUCAUGGCCAAGAUUUAUGUGUAUGUUAAAGACUACAGAAAUCCAUUUGUGGAGAUCCACCCGGAACAUCCUGAAAUAAUCUUCAUCCUAGAUGCUAAGAAAACGGUUGUUGUCCCUUGCCGGGUCACCUCACCAGAUAUCAGACCUAAGCUUACCCAGUAUCCUUAUUCUGUAGAGAUGAACUUCAAGAAGGUGUCGUGGGACCCAAGAAGAGGAUUUGUCAUCCCCUCUCAGUCUUUUGUUUACUCUGGAGUACUCACAUGCACUGCAAAUGUCAAUGGGAAAGUGUUCACCUCUUAUUACCUAGCACAGAGACUGGAGGGCAGAGUGCAGAACCUGGCUCUAAAGGCAACUCCCAAAAAACUGCUGGUGGGAGAAACUCUCUAUUUGGAAUGCAGAGCAGAAACCUUCAUCAACGGGCGCAUCGAGUUCAUAUGGAUAUCUCCUAGUGGGAGACACCCUCACCCUAGAAAAAACAUAGACCAUAGUGGCAGUGUGUAUAAAGUUGGCAGUAGCCUGACAGUAGAAAAUGUGACCAUGCAGGAUGGAGGUGUCUAUGUGUGCAAAACUGUCAAUGUAACCAGGCUGGAGGCCAACGUCACGGUCACAGUGUAUGACAAACCUUUCAUUACAGUUUCACAUAAGAAAGGGCCUUACUACGAGAUUACAUCAGGACACAGGUCACUGAAACUGGCUGCAAAAGUGGAUGCCUUCCCUCGUCCAAGUGUCACCUGGUACAAAGAUGGCAAACUGAUCAAGGACAACCAUACCUGCUACGAGCCAGAUCCAGUGAGGUACAGACUGGGCAUAAGAGAUGUGAGACCAGAGCAUGCUGGGAACUACACCAUCGUCCUGAGCAAUGCCAAAUAUGGGCUCUAUAAGAACCUCACCAUGCAGCUGGUGGUGACAGAGAGACCCAAAAUCUAUGAAAAGGAAACUGAUUUUGAUAAGAUUGAGAGGGUGGAAUUAAGAAGUAAGCACAAAAUCCAGUGUACUGUAAGUGGGAAUCCUGACCCGAAGAUUGAGUGGAAGUGGCAGCCCUGCAGCCUGACAGACACACUAUGCAAGCCUGAUGGGCAAAAGGUUGUGGUUCAGGAGAACAUGGUCAUAGGCAACAAGAUCAGAAGCAUUGAAAACCUGACUGUGAAGCAUGGGGAUAAAAGAAAGAUUGUGAGCACACUGACUACAGAGGAAAGCAGUGCCUCAGGAAUCUAUUACUGUGUGGCUUCAAACAAGAUCGGUGAAGAAGAGAGGAGCAUUGAGUUCUAUGUAUCAGAUGUGCCAUCAGGGUUACAAGCAGAGCCACACGUCACAACCAUUGUGGGGAAUGAGGUGCAGCUGACCUGCAGGGCCUCCAAGUACAUCUACAGUCAGCUGGCCUGGUACCACCCCUCCUCAGAGGUGGCUCUCAGUGACUCCCUCAUCAAGAAAACUGACAACUACUCCAUUUCUUUGACAUUGGUCAUUACAAAUGUCACAAAGGAACAGAGUGGCCUCUACAAGUGCAGAGCCCAGAACCAGCACAACAGCACUGACACGCUGGAGCAGCAUACUCAGCUCUUUGUCAGAGCAAAGGCAGCACCGUACGUGAUACAAAACCUCACGGAUCUGGAGGUUAACAUCAGUGGCAAGAUCAUUCUGGAGUGCAAAGUUGGUGGAACCCCAGAACCUCAGAUUACUUGGAGGAAGAAUGGCUACCCCAUCUCAGCAGCAUCAGGAAUUUCCAUGGAAAAUAAUACCCUGGUCAUAGAGAGAGUGAAAAAGGAUGAUGAGGGGCUCUAUGAGUGCAGAGCCUCCAACGACGUGGGCCAAGACAGCACAUCAGCCUUCAUUAAAAUCCAAGGUUCUGAGGAGAAAUCCAACAUUGAAGUUAUCAUUUUGGUCUGCACUGGUCUGGCUGCCACCCUCUUCUGGCUUCUUCUGACCCUGUUCAUUCGGAAACUGAGAAAACCUGAUGCCACAGACAUUAAAACAGGAUACCUGUCAAUUAUAAUGGAUCCAGAGGAAAUGCCUCUUGACGAGCAGUGUGACCGCCUGCCCUACGACAGCAGUAAAUGGGAGUUCCCCAGAGACAGACUGCGGCUGGGUAAAACACUGGGUCAUGGUGCUUUUGGGAAGGUGGUGGAGGCGUCUGCUUUUGGCAUUGAUAAAUCUUCAACCUGCAAAACAGUUGCCGUAAAAAUGCUGAAAGAAUGUGCAACUACUAAUGAAUGCAAGGCUUUAAUGUCUGAACUGAAGAUCCUCAUCCACAUAGGACAUCAUCUGAAUGUAGUCAACCUGCUGGGAGCCUGCACCAAAGCUGGAGGUCCUUUAAUGGUCAUAGUGGAAUACUGCAAAUAUGGAAAUCUGUCCAACUACCUAAGAGGAAAACGAGGAGAUUUCAUUGCAUACAAGUCUCAGGAAAGCUCUGACCAGGCAGAGAAAAGCCUGGAUGAGUCAAACAGUGAUUUGACCGAACUGAUCAAGAGGCGCCUGGAGAGCGUGGCCAGCACAGGGAGCUCUGCCAGCUCAGGAUUUAUUGAAGAUAAGAGUUACAGCGAUUCAGAGGAUGAUGAAGAAGAUGCUGAGGAUCUGUACAAGAGGCCCCUGACUUUGGAGGAUUUGAUUUGCUACAGCUUCCAAGUGGCAAAAGGGAUGGAGUUUCUCGCCUCCCGAAAAUGCAUUCACCGGGACUUGGCAGCCAGGAACAUCCUUCUCUCAGAGAACAACGUGGUGAAGAUCUGUGACUUUGGCCUGGCCAGGGAUAUUUAUAAAGACCCUGACUACGUACGGAAAGGAGAUGCAAGACUUCCACUCAAAUGGAUGGCUCCAGAAGCUAUUUUUGAUAAAAUUUACACAACACAAAGUGACGUAUGGUCUUUUGGAGUGCUGCUAUGGGAAAUAUUUUCUCUAGGUGCCUCCCCAUACCCUGGAGUGCAGAUAGAUGAGGACUUCUGCCGACGGCUCAAAGAAGGAACCCGGAUGAGAUCCCCAGAGUACUCUACUCCAGAAGUCUACCAGACAAUGCUGGAUUGCUGGCACGGAGUCCCCACGGAGAGGCCCACGUUUACUGACCUGGUGGAGCGCUUAGGAGACCUUCUUCAGGCCAACGUGCAGCAGGAUGGUAAAGAUUAUAUUCCACUGAACAUCACCUUGUGUCCUGAUGGAGACUCUAACUCCAAAACCUGCCCUGUGGAAGAAGACUUGAACAACAGUGUCAAUCGCUGGAGUGCAGUGGAAACUGGUAACAACAGCAAGAAGCGACCACUGAGUGUGAAGACAUUUGAUGAGGUGCCAGUGGAAAAGGAGAAAGUGACACAUGAGGAAUCAGACAGUGGGAUGGUGUUGACAUCAGAGGAGAUCAGAAGCCCCAAGAGGCUGGAAAUCCGUUCUUGGCCUUAUGGGAUCAUGGCUCUGGCGAGAAGAGCUGUUAGCAAGAGCAAGGAAUCCAUCCUGUCUGACCACGACCGUGAAGCUGUCAAAUACCAGCCAGCUGCACAGGUAGAAGAGGACACCAUGGACUUGACACUGGAAGACUCUGUUCUCCUUCCUAUGGAUCCAAACCUGGAAUGCCACAGCCCACCUCCAGAUUACAACUCUGUUGUUCACUACUCAGCCCCUCCAGUGUAACCAGCCCAGCCUGGCCCAGGGCAUCCUGCACCACUCUUAACCACGUGAGAUUCAUACACACCUCCACGCCUGGAUCAAGGGGCUGGCUAAAAAUGGAAGGGAAAUCUGACAGGAUAAUGGCUCCUGUUUCUUCUGGCACAUCUCUGAUGUGAAUAGAAACAUUUUAAGAGCAUCUUCUUGACUAUCUCUCAAGGCCUAUUGCAGCAUAUGCAGCAAAUCAAACUUCUGUCUAUCCAAGCAGUAAGUAGGAGCUGUAACCCCGAACUGCUUCCACUCCUGCCUCUCCCAGCUGGGAAGGCAUUGGUGUUUGUAGAUUUACAGGUUCCUUCCUUCACAUUUUACUCCAUAAGAGCUACCAAAAAUCAUGCCAAGCUAGCUCUGAAAACAAGAUUCAUUCUGCUGGUCCUGCACCCAUCCUGCAGGGAUGCUGGAAGGGAGCAGUAGCAAACAACAGCCAUACACACCACUGCUUUGCUUUUGGAGAAAUCCAAACCUGAAACAUUCUUAAUUUGGGGGCUUGCCUUGCAUAAAGAUUUCUGAAAUAUUCUGAAAUCCAAAAUAUUCUGUGUAUCAUUUGUGAUGUAAUAAUGUCCACUGCCUACAAGACACACAUCUCAAAUGAGAAGGCACAGAGAGAGGAGGCAGAACUCCCAUCCAGAGGCAGGCUGGUCUUUUGGGCCAGCAGGGCAUACAGUGCAGUUCAGUAUUUCUCCCUGUGUUUUCUCCUUGCCCAUACAGCAAUUUAUUUGGCAACCAUGCAAUAGGGAACCUUGAUGGGAGACGCACAUCUAAUGACUGCAAGGCCAAGUCACUGCCUUAAAUAAGAACUUUCUUUAGCUUAAAUAGGAUUUACCACACAGGUUUUUGUCAGUGUGCAUAAAAUACUCAUUAAAAACAAGAGUUACACACAAAAUGCACAUACACCCUUGAGGCACUAGCAGGGUUACAGCAUUGUUAUGUUUCCUUUCUGCACACAGGCUAUUUACUAAAAUAAAUAAAUACAUAAAAAAGCAUUUCCUUUGGAUUCUGUGGCAAAUGCCCAGCAGUUUGAUCCUGGGAAUCCCAGCCUGUGAUAAACUGUAAGCACAUGUGGCACAGCUUUGUCUCUGUUUGUUUGCCAAGGUAAAUACUGGUUUGAUAUGCAAUGCUCUGCCUGGGUUCCUGGAAAUUCAAAGUUUUUUGGAUUUUUUGCAGCCCAAUCACACAGGACUGAACUGAUCACAGGUCCUCACAUGUGAGGAAUUUCAAGCAUGCUGCCCCCUGCCCAAAAGUUGCAUGUGGCAGAGACUGAAUACCCACACACAGCCCAUGUAUGUGCACAAUUUAAUAAGCAAAUAAUCUGGGUUAUUUUUAGCCUGACACGGAACAAUGAGUUGAUUUUAGAAGCCUAGGAAGAUAAAAGGUAUCUAAGUUGCAAGUAAAAAAAGGAUGAGAAGGAUUUUCUUUGACAGCCAAGGCUAUCACCUCCUAAGUUAUGAACUGACAUCUAUAAAUCUGGGCAGUUUCUUCCAAGGGCUGCAUGACCCUUUUCUUAGACUUGAUGCUGAUUUGACUUCUUCAGAGAAAAACACUUUUUUCUCCAUGAUUAAAAACUAAAGGAAAACAAGAAAUCCAGUGCUUGCCAAACAAUUCUGUUACCUUGGGGAAGCCAGCCUGAACACCCUCACAGCAGUGAAGAAAACAAUUCUGGAUGAUGGGUUACAGUUGGUUACGUUGCAGUAAACACAAACAAGCCUCAGGUAUUAUCAAGGGGGGAACUAAUCUCCAACCCCCAAACCAUGUUAACUGUGAAUGCUCAAGCAUCUGAAGGAUGGGCUCCUGAGAACUGCACUUCUCCUGCUCCUUGACUUCAGAUUCAGUGUUUUAAGGAAAUCACCUGCAGUAGCUCACAAAACUUUUGUUCAUAGUGGACCUGCUGGCUAGCUGUGAUCUGUUGAUGCUUUAUGGUUCUUUUUUGCACUUCUUUGUAUUUUAGUACCUAUGUAUUAAGUAGGGCUGGUCAUAGAACAGAGGAAACAACUGGGAAAAAUUAAUCUGAUGAGCUGCAGAAAGCUCAUUGGAUUGGUUUUUCAUCAAACAGUAAAUGAUCUAUAGGUCUGAUCAAAUAAUCAAUCGUUUCUUUUGGAAAUAAUUUAUUCACAUGGCAAAAAGAAAACCAGGUGCAGACAGUUUGGCACCAGCCUGAGAGGGUUUGUUAUUGUGCCUUGUUCUGGAGGAUAAGAAAAACAAUGUUCAAAAACCCUUGCUUGUAAACCUUAAAAUAAGUACCUGUAGGAAAAAAACCCUGCAGUUAUGCCUCUAUUUUGAAAAAGAAUGGGAAACACUGCUGGGUGAACUGUUUGCUUCUAAGAGAGCUGAGAACAUCACCUGCCCACUGUCUCAAGGCUGAACUGUAGAGGUUCCUAAGCAGGACCCCGUGGGCACUGAGGGAGCUCUGGCUCUCAGCCCUUCUGCUGGGAACCUGCUGUAGGACCAGAGACCAAAGCUCAAGACACAGCUGAAAAUACUGCUGGCACUGACAGAACCUCAACACUGGGCUCACCUCUGCAGUGGCAAAAUCAAGAGCCAGCUGGGGAAACGUUGGUGGCCACAUCUGAGAGCAAAGGCAACCUCCCAGCCUGCAGUGGCCUUCAAGGAAUUCUUCCAGAACUUCUGGAAAUGACAAGUGACUGGGUUUGCAAUGUUUAUGUUGAGUGGAAGAUUUUUUUUUCCUCUUUAUAGUAACUGUAACAAGCAGAAGUAUUGCCUGAAAAGUAUUAUUGAACAUAUGUCUUGUAUUUUAUUUACUAAUAUUUUGUUUGACCUUUUCUCUCCCUUAAUUUAAUUAUUGUUCUUUUCUUACAGUGAUGUAUAUAAUUUACCCAGUAGGAACAAAUAUAGUGAUUCAUUUAUAUGGUAAAAUUUGUAUCAUUUUAGGCAAAAGAGAAAGAGAUACCCAGACAUAACAGAGUUAAGUAUUGUUACUAAACCUCUCACUAAUGCUUGCAGGCCAGGCUCCAGUUUACAGUACCCUACCAGUGCCAUUUCAUAGCAGUUCUCCACUUGGCUGCCACUAUCUGUGCCUCUCAUUUAUUCUCCACAUUUAGUUUCAGUUAGGAAACAGGGAUCUGGUGGAAUCUGGCAGGUCUCUCUCAUUCCUGGAAGUGUCACCAUGCAGCUCACGGUAAAGGUGAGGAAUUCCCACUGCCUCUGAACUGAGGGCUGGUGUAUUGGCAAGGGGAUCAGAAGGGGCCAAAUUGUUUUAAAGAUGAUGCUUAUUACUUCUUCAGACUUCUCAGGGAUUCUUACUUGACUUCUGUCAGCCACCUCUUUAUCUAACCUGACUGAGCUCAACAGUAUCUGGUAUUAACACAUCCCUUUCAAUGUGUGUCCUUCAGUGGUGCUUAACUCCCCCUGAUCUUCUCCUCUUGUAACCCCAGAGAAUUAUGGCAAAGGAACUCAGAGCUCACCACAAAGUUGUCUUCUCUCCAACAACCACCUGCAACAACCACCAGGUGUCCAAGGAUAAGUGCCUUCACCUGCAUGUUAUUUUUCAGGUUGAUGUUUUUAGCAGCCUGCUUUUCUCUCUCCUCUUUUCUCUACUGCCCAUCUAUUUCUUGAUACCUGUUCUUCCCAGUCCCUUUAGAUUGCUUUCCUCUCCCUUUUGAGUGAAAUCAGGAAUGGGACUCAUUUCACUUCCAGAUGCUGAACUAGAUGAUCUGAAGCAAGCUCUCACAUUGGAUUUUUCCCAAUGCAGGCAAAGGAAAACUAGUUUAUAUUGGCUUAUCUGGAAGCCUCUCUGUAUCCUUCCCUGAACAAGAGAAGCUUUUUCACCUACUGAUUUUUUUCAGUAUUGCUAUCUGGAACAAAACAAAGGUUGGGGACUCUCUCUGUCCAUCUCGUCUUUCUCCUAGUCCUUUCUCAAACAAUGAGGUUCCUCUCCAGUCCUUCCAAAUUAUCCUCACAAGAAGAAGGGUCCUAGCCAGGAUAUUCAGGCUAUCAAGGAAGGUCAGAUAAAAACCUAAAGUUUGAGGAAGUCUCAAAACUGAAAUCUGAGCCCAGCCAGUGCUGAAGAUGUGGAUGCAUUUAUGGCUGCCUGCAGGCAGAAACUGCUCUGUGUAGGACACCCUACUGCUUCCAUCCCUUCUCUUCCCUGAGCCUGUUUGGCAAACCAGGAGGAAUCUGGUGUGUCCAGGCACUUCCCUCUUUGUAUUUUCCCUCCUGUGUACUGUCAGUCAACAAGUGAGCCUGGAGCUGGCCAGCCAACAGUUAGUGACUGAUCUUAUGAUCCUUCAUCCUGAGUGUUGGCACUGCCUUGUCACAUCCUAUCUUGCUUUACCAAGCUGCUCUGGCCCUAAUCCAGCUGUAAGGGUUGUGGUCCUGGGUCCAUGGUCUCUAGAUCCCACCAGCACCAAUUGCACAGCACUGGGAAGUGUUUGCAUGGAAACCUCACCAGCUACAUGAGGGAAAGCAGUACCUGGUUUUCCUGAGGACAGGAGUUGGCCAGGAUGGGAAUCACUCUCAAAGAUCAGCCUUUUCCUACCAUCAAGUGAAUGGAAACUUCAGAAGGCAGCAAUAAUUCUUUUGUCCCUCCCUGCAAAUACUAAUGGCCAAACCCUAGGAUUUAACUUCAGUUAACUGGGGACAUGAAAGAAAUAACCUAAAUGCCAUGUAACAUGAAGGAAUGUUUGUCUGCCAUGUUCCUGUCUGUCUGAAGAAUGUAUGCACUGAAACCAACGCUUUCUUAUGUAGUCAAAAAUUGUACUGUAUCUAUUAACCAAAAAAAAAAAAAGAAAAGAAAAUAAAAAGAUUCUAUAUUUAUACA